AUGAACUACACCGCGACUGGUCAAGCUUACAUCGACUGGAACGUUGUCGCAGGCACGAUAGGAUCGUUCUUGGACAAACUAUACAAAAACCCGCAACAGCAACCGACGGCACAAGAACAUCCCGAGACAGUUUCGUACACCCUGCUACCGAAACUCGAGCAGUCUAACGGGACACAAGCGGCGAGAGACUGGACCGGCUCAUUUCCCACGGCCUCCGACGCACUCACGACCACCACCGGCUUUACCACUCAGACCCCGGACGACAGUCCCCACAUCAUCGAUCCCACCGUGUCGUCCGCUAUGUCCUUCGCCCCCGCCCCCGUCUCUGCCGCAAUGACCCUUCCAGAGCCAGACGAGCCACUCAACGUGACACCGGCCCUGUACCUCCCGUCGUCGAACUCAUCUAUGGCCUUCCCUGCUCUUUCGACGCAGAGUAUCUACGACCAUCAGCUCUCUAGUUUCAUGCCGCGCCUCUCCGGCAACGGUACAGCCCUAGGACCACAUCCCGACUCGACUACGAUCGCAGGUUCAGGAGCGCCCCAGAGGGAUCCUACGUCUCCCCUCGUUGCAUUCCCUACACCUCACCUCGCUGCAUUCCCGACCAUGCCGUCUUCGACCAUUAACUCUGGGGAGGCUCCCUCUACGAUCUCACGUCAGCCCUCUGAGCGUAGCAAGGGCAAACGUCGAAUGAUCGGCCCCUCCAGCGACGCCGAUAGCCAUAUUACGGCUCUUGACUCGUUCGCACCUCCCUUGGGCUGCUCUACUUCGGCGUCAUCUGGUUGUUCUAGCUUCCCACUUUUUGAUCUCCCACCCGGCGACUCUCAUCAGUCUUAUGACUUAGAGGAUGAUCCUUGGUUCGCGGAAACGGCACUUCAGCUGCUCACUCCAGAUGAUGAGCUUUAUGUUCGUGCAUUGGAGUUUGCCACAGCCAGGAACAAGAGGCAGAGAUCACCGUCGUUCGAUACCGACAAUCUCAGGAGUCGCAAGAAGGCGAAAAUGACGAACGACGACGACUACGCUUCGGAGCCCCACGGCCUCGAAGACACAGUACGCUGGGCCACUCCGGUGGUCCAGCUAGACAAACACUUAGAACAGGGGGCAUUCGCCUACGAGGAUGUUCCCCCACAACACGACGUACCCCGUUUUCUACCUGCUGCCGAAGCUGGACCUGCGGAGGGCUCUAGCACCAGUGGCAAGGAGAGGGUACCCUGCCCCAUCCCGUCUUGCUCUAUGACUUUCGCCUGCCAGAGGACCGCCUCGCGGCACGUGGCCACUCACAGAAACCACAGCGGCGUCCGGUCAGAGCCUGGCUGGGGAGACCGUUAUGGCAUUUCGCUGACUACUCAGCGGAUGAGGAUUAGGUGCCCCUAUAUAGGGUGCGAACGCCACAGCAGGAAGCGAGGUUUGCGGAGCGACGAAAUGAACAAUCAUAUGCGCGAUGUUCAUUGCGUGGGCGUGGAGACGUGGAAGGAGAGGGUGGCUACGCUCAUCAGGAGGAGGCAGUUGGCGGGCAUAUGGAUGGCGGAGGACGAAGUUAGCACGGAGUGGGAGUAUGAGGCGGAGGUGACGAACUUUCAGGAAUUGUCGAGCGAUGUUGUUGACAAGGACUUGGUCGCUUGGUCCGGCAAACAGAUCGACAGAGAAGGCCAUUUAGAAAGCACCUUGCUGUAUCUUCUACGUGUUGGUCCCUAUGAAAGCCGCGUGCCAUUAGAUGCGUUUGAAUGCGAUGUAAUCUGUGGUCACAAUUACGGUACGCCCAUUGGGAAAACGGUCAAUGCGCAUAUAUCCACGGAUGCGACAACAGUAAAGCAUACCAAUUAUAACUGCAGUUACUACGCUCUUUGUUUCGAGCACGACAUCAUCACACCGCCAUCAAGGCGGCGCGACACACAAAGAGCAAAAGAACCAAAUUGGGAAGUGAUACUCUUUGCCCAGUCAAACUGGCCACACGCGGGUGACGAUUGGAACUGGUUCUUUUCCCUGUUCUCAUCGCCCCCCGAAACAUACAACACCGCGACAUAUUCGAGCUCGCGGACGGAGGACGUUAGCCCGUGCCACGUCGAUCCUGUCCCCGUUCGUUCGAACACAAGCACCUUCGAUCCUGACGUUUCCGGCACCUCUGGCGCAAUGACCUGUCCAGAGGCAGUCGACCCAAUCGACAUCACACCCGCCCUGGAGCUCCAGAGCAGGGAGCUCCCCAGUUCGGAUUCCUCGACGACUUCGAGUCCUCUUUUUUCGACGACUUCCGACGACAUUGAGUGCAUGGGCACGAUUCCGUGCAGCCCCGACAAAGGCAAGGCUGUCCGAUCUCCUUCAGAUUCGAACGCGAUAUCUCGCCCAGGAGCAGUGCGGAGGGCUUCCACCAUCCGCCACCUCUUUGCCAAGAACAUUCCUCCCUUGACUAUGACUUUGAUUGAUCUCCCCUCCACGAACUCUCAUCAGCCAUCUGAGGGCAGCCUGGGUAAGCGUCGAAUGCCCACUCCCGCCAGGAACGUUGUCGGCGAGCUUCAGACAGUCGAGUCAUCCACAUCUCUCUCUGGCUGCCCUGCUUCGGCGUCGUCUAGUCUCGCUAGCAUCCCACUUCCUGAUACUCCACUCGACAGUGCUCAACAACCUGCCAGCUUUCUCUGUGACCAUGCGUACACCCAAGUGAUGCUUGAGCUACUCCCUCCAGAUGAUCGGUUUCAUUCUGAUGUAUCCAUGUCUACCACCGCAGCGAAGAGCAGGAAGAGGUCUCAGCCGCCUGAUAACAGCGACUGUAGGGGCACCAAGAAGGCGAGGAUGACGACGGAUAGCAAUGCUUCGACGCCCAUCGGCCAGGAAGACACAGCACCCUGGACCGCUCCGAUGUUUCAGCACAAUGAACAAACUGGACACAAGACAUCGGUACGCAGGGAUGCCCCCGCACACAACGGUGAUCUCGUAUCUCUGCCCGACAUUGACACUGGACCUGCGAAUGAUUCCAGCGCUGGCGGAGAAGCGAUACCUUGCCCCAUCGAAUCUUGCGAAGAGACCUUCGCCAGCAAACAGAGUAUCUGGCGCCACAUCAGCACUGUCAAAGGCCACAGAGCCGUCCGCUCUCAGCCUGGUUGGGCAGACCGUUACGGAGUCCCAGAAAAGUAUCGUCACAGGAUGAUGAUAUGCCCGUUUUUGACAUGCGCACGGCACAGAAAGGAGCAAGAAAUGCGGCGUGACGCACUGCCCAAGCACAUGCGCCAGCAUGCUAUGGAUGUGGAUGCGUGGAAGAGAAAGGUGGCUGCACUCAUACGGAGGAAGAAUGUGGGGGGGAGGUGGACGGCCGAGGAUGAGGCUAGCGAAGAAUGGAGGUAUGAGCAGGAGGUGACGAACUUUGAGUGGCGGCCGGAUGAUCUGGUCGAUGGUGCCCUAGUCGAUUUUGCGGCAAAGUAUCUUUGUAGUUACUAA
Messenger RNA from Stereum hirsutum FP-91666 SS1, 3423 nucleotides. RefSeq lists its product as uncharacterized. Lineage: Eukaryota; Fungi; Basidiomycota; Agaricomycetes; Russulales; Stereaceae. The coding region runs from base 1 to 3423 and encodes 1140 amino acids. The record is from RefSeq and is a predicted model, not a curated record. The transcript has 5 exons.